GGACUCACUAUCAGUAUCUGUGGGUUCAGACUCACGCACGCGAUCAUGAGCGCUUCAUUCUGGACUUAACUCUCAUCUCUGAUGUCUGCUCAUGGUUUGGCCAUGUAGUUUUUGAAGUGAUCCAGAGCGGUGGUUUUUCUACAGACUGAAGGAGAUUGUUGGGGUGUUAGAGGAUGUUUUUAUUCAUUCUUUUCUCAGCUCUAGUCCUGUGUGGAUGUGCUCAAUACUCCAGCGACCAGUGCAGCUGGACAGGAAGCGGGCUGACGCACGAGUCUCACGCGCGGGACGUGGAGCAGGUGUAUCUGCGCUGUGCUGAAGGCUCUCUGGAGUGGCUCUAUCCCACUGGAGCUGUCAUCGUCAACCUGAGGCCCAACCUGCCGUCCUCCGCACACCUCCACGCCUGCGUCAAGCCCCGGACGGACUCGCGUGGAGCCACGCUGUACGUGGAGCGGGCCGGAGAGCUGCGGCUGCUGCUGUCGGAGGCGGAGCAGGCGGCCGGACUCGUGCGCUGCUUCAGCCUCCAGGAGGGGGCGCUGUUCGUGGAGGCGUCCGCGCGGCGGGACAUCAGCCGGAGGAUCACGGCCUUUCAGUAUCAGCUGAUCUCCACGCAGACGCCCGGAGACGAGUCCUACUCACCUGCAGCUCCCUGCAGACCCUGCGCUGACGACGAGCUGCUCAUGGCGCUCUGCACCAGUGACUUUGCGGUGCGCGGCAGUAUUCAUCAUGUGGAGGAGGAGGAGGAUGAUGAAGGUCAGGCCUCUGUGGUGGUGUCGUUGAGUCACGUGUACCGUCAGAAGAGCCGCAUGUUUGUGUCUAGCGGCGGGGGGCGCGGCCGCGGCCGGUGGACGGGUCGCGUGAAGAUGCCGCAGCGCUGCGGCCCGCGGGCGGGACAGGGCGAGUUCCUCUUCACGGGAGCCGUGCGCUUCGGAGAGGCCUGGCUGGGAUGUGCUCCACUUUAUAAAGACUUCAUCAGACUGUACCACUCGGCUCAGGUCGCAGGGACGAACCCCUGCCACAUAGACACAGACUGAGAGACACACACAACAAACCUCUGCUGAAGUUCAAGUUCAUGACACGUGUCCAGUUGUUCAUUCAAGUCGAGGUCUGGGUCACAUUUCACCCCAAAAUCAAAAUAAAUAAGCAAGAAAUUAAAUUUAGACCAUUUUAUUUUAGAACAGUUUUAGACAUAAUUUUUUUCAUAACAAACACAUUUCCCACCAAAAGUAUCAAUUGCAUCCAGAUGUUUUACUUUUUUAAUUAUUUUUUUAUUUUAAUUUGUAAUUUAUUAUUUUCAGUACUACAAUUAUGUAUAAAUAUUUCACUUUUUUUAAAACAUUUUUCAUGGGACAUUUUUCUUAAUUGUCAUGAGACAGUAAUUGUCACAAUUUAAUUCUGUAUUUUUUCAUGCAGAAUAUCAUUUCUUAUUUUAUUUGUGUUGAUUUUGGGGCGAAACAAGGCCUGGGUGUGUUCUUGGCAGGUUUCGGAGAUGGGAUGUACAGUGGUUCCAGAUGGACGGAUCUCAGUCAGGAAUCCUCCCUGAAGUUGCUGUUCUUGGUUACAGACAGAAGUUUUGUUUAUUUGUUUCUGUCUGUUCUUGUUGCCUGAUUUCAUACAUCUGAAACCGAUGCAGAGAAAUUGUGUCGUAACACUUGGAUCCAAGUGUGUGUGAGUGUGUGUAUCAGCUCUUGCCUGCUGCGAGAGGAUGGCGGUGCUUUUCUUAAAAGCUUUGUUUAUAGUUAUAGAGCAGUCGAUUCUUCUGACUGGAGUGUGUUCACGUGUGAGUUUGUGUGUGUUUAUGGUGUGUGUGUGUUUUGUUUUGUUGAGUUGCCUUUUCUGUUCCUUGGACUCAGAAAGAGUCUGGAAUAAAACACUCUUAAUGGACAAAUCAUUGUUUAUGUGGGUGUCAUUUUGUGUGUAUUGCUGGGUGUUUUCUGUCCAAUCUGCCCAACAGUGGAGAAAAUUGCGAAAUGUUCAAAUUAUCGUGUGAAUGUGAGUUCUUCCAGCUACACAAGCCUGAUGUCGUAGUGCAGCGUAUAAACAUUACCUGAGCACCGUUCAAAGACUUUAUAA
Ctenopharyngodon idella (grass carp) is the source of this 2070-nucleotide messenger RNA. RefSeq names its product meteorin-like protein. Gene Ontology annotation, molecular function: hormone activity. The transcript has 4 exons. Gene Ontology annotation, biological process: positive regulation of brown fat cell differentiation; energy homeostasis. Bases 174 to 1031 code for a protein of 285 amino acids. NCBI's taxonomy places the organism in Eukaryota, Metazoa, Chordata, Actinopteri, Cypriniformes, Xenocyprididae. The record is from RefSeq and is a predicted model, not a curated record.